Messenger RNA from Dibothriocephalus latus, 417 nucleotides. NCBI's taxonomy places the organism in Eukaryota, Metazoa, Platyhelminthes, Cestoda, Diphyllobothriidea, Diphyllobothriidae. The record is from the annotation of a GenBank genome assembly.
AGCCUGAAUGGUCAGUUCACCUGCACCCUAAAUACGACCCUCUUCAAACUCAUGAGCGCUGACUCCUAUCCCGGCUUCGGCUCUUCGAACCUGCCGAUGGGACAGAACUCGCACAACUAUCCGAACGAACACGGUAGCCAGUCUGUUGUGGGUGCUGGCAAUGCCGAGUUUCAACUCAUUACGGCAGCCAGUUUUGACAGGGAGGAGAUGAGGCAACACUUUAUCGCUAUCCGGUGCAGAGAUAAUGGACCUCAGGCUAAGGAAAGUCAUCCGAUCCCAGGGCCUAUGGAUUUCAUAAACAUCUGGGAUAUACUGGGUCCUGAGAAUGCUACUUCCCUCAUUAAAGUACAGCAAGCUCUCGUGGAUGCUACUGGAAACCUGGCAAAAUGCAAUCUUCUGUACUGUUCACACAUGUAG